Messenger RNA from Nycticebus coucang (slow loris), 2086 nucleotides. RefSeq names its product Coenzyme A synthase (gene COASY). Gene Ontology annotation, biological process: coenzyme A biosynthetic process. Gene Ontology annotation, molecular function: dephospho-CoA kinase activity; ATP binding; pantetheine-phosphate adenylyltransferase activity. Lineage: Eukaryota; Metazoa; Chordata; Mammalia; Primates; Lorisidae. The record is from RefSeq and is a predicted model, not a curated record. Bases 78 to 1778 code for a protein of 566 amino acids. The transcript has 10 exons.
CCGGGUGGUGGCCGGGAAAGCCACCACGGUGGUGCAAGCGGAACCAAAGCCCGGAGGUUUCAGUGAGCCUUGGGAGCAUGGCCUUAUUCCGGUCGGGCCUCCUGGUGCUGACGACGCCUCUGGCCUCCCUGGCCCCUCGCCUGGCCCCCAUCCUGACCUCGGCAGCCCGGCUGGUGAAUCACACACUUUAUGUACAUCUGCAGCCAGGCAUGAGCCUGGAGGGCCCGGCUCAGCCCCAGUCCAGCCCUGUGCAGGCCACGUUUGAGGUUCUCGAUUUCAUCACGCACUUCUAUACUGACGCCGAUGUCCACAGACACCUGGACGUCAGAAUCCUGCUGACCAAUAUCCGAACCAAGAGCGCCUUUAACCCUUCCCAGCCCGCCUCAGUACAGAAUCUCGCCCACCCGCCAGAAGUGGUCCUGACAGACUUCCAGACCCUGGAUGGAAGCCAGUAUAAUCCAGUUAAGCAACAGCUAGUGCGUUAUGCCACCAGCUGUUACAGCUGUUGUCCACGACUGGCUUCGAUACUGCUAUACCCUGAUUAUGGGACUGGAGAGCUGCCUGUGGAGCCCCUGGAUGUCCCCUUACCCUCUACAAUCAGGCCAGCUUCCCCCGUGGCCAGGUCUCCAAAGCAGCCGGUGCGUGGGUACCACCGCGGGGCUGUGGGUGGCACGUUUGACCGCCUGCAUAAUGCCCACAAGGUGUUGCUCAGUGUCGCAUGCGUCCUGGCCCAGGAGCAGCUUGUGGUGGGAGUAGCAGACAAAGAUCUGUUGAAGAGCAAGGUGCUCCCUGAGCUGCUCCAGCCUUAUGCAGAACGCGUGGAACACCUGAGUGAGUUCCUGGUGGACAUCAAGCCCUCCUUGACUUUUGAUAUCAUCCCCCUGCUGGACCCCUAUGGGCCCGCUGGCUCUGACACCUCUUUGGAGUUCCUGGUGGUCAGCGAAGAGACCUAUCGUGGGGGGAUGGCCGUCAACCGCUUCCGCCUUGAGAAUGGCCUGGAGGAGCUUGCCUUGUACCAGAUUCAGCUGCUGAAGGACCUAAGCCAGAAGGAAAAUGAAGAGGACAAAGUCAGCUCCUCCAACUUACGCCAGCGAUUGCUGGGAGCCCUGCUUCGGCCUCCACACAACAGGCCAGAGCUCCCUCCAUCUCUCUAUGUGAUUGGGCUGACUGGCAUCAGUGGCUCUGGGAAGAGCUCAGUAGCUAAGCGGCUGAAGGGCCUAGGGGCAUUUGUCAUCGACAGUGACCAACUGGGCCAUCGGGCCUAUGCCCCAGGUGGCCCUGCCUACCAGCCUGUGGUGGAGGCCUUUGGAACAGAUAUUCUCCAUAAAGAUGGCAUUAUCAACAGGAAGGUCCUAGGUAGCCGUGUGUUUGGAAACAAGAAACAGCUGAAGAUACUCACAGACAUUAUGUGGCCAGUUAUUGCAAAGCUGGCCCGAGAGGAGAUGGAUCAAGCUGUGACUGAGGGAAAGCACGUGUGUGUGAUUGACGCUGCUAUGCUGCUUGAAGCCGGCUGGCAGAACAUGGUACAUGAGGUGUGGACUGUUGUUAUCCCACAGACUGAGGCUGUACGGCGCAUUGUGGAGAGGGAUGGCCUGAGUGAAGCUGCAGCUCAAAGCCGGCUGCAGAGCCAGAUGAGCGGGCAGCAACUGGUGGACCAGAGCCAUGUGGUGCUGAGCACCUUGUGGGAACCACAGAUCACCCAGCGCCAAGUGGAGAAAGCCUGGGCCCUCCUGCAGGAGCGCAUCCCCAAGACUUGUCAGGCCCUGGACCGCAAAUGAGUUCAACGUGGGCCACGUUUGCCUCUGGAGCUGAUGAGAUCCAGGGGUGAGGAGAAGUGGGGGCCUUGAUGCUCACCCUGGCUCAGGGCUGGAGGUCUCCAGGCUAAGCUGUGCAGGACAUGGCUGGGCCUAGUGGACACAGGCAACCUACUGAGCAUGCUGGGGUUUCGCAAGCACCAAGGAUGUGGCUGGUGGAGAACAGUCCCUGCUGGGGUUCCAUUCCCACUCUUGCCCCAGGGUGCCUGAUACCCACAGCUGACUGGAGUCAGGACAAAUACUGAACUUGUAAUGUAUUAAAGGUGAAUGUU